This is a messenger RNA of Trematosphaeria pertusa, 3198 nucleotides long. RefSeq names its product sodium P-type ATPase-like protein. Bases 1 to 3198 code for a protein of 1065 amino acids. Gene Ontology annotation, cellular component: plasma membrane. Gene Ontology annotation, molecular function: ATP binding; ATP hydrolysis activity; P-type calcium transporter activity. The record is from RefSeq and is a predicted model, not a curated record. Gene Ontology annotation, biological process: calcium ion transmembrane transport; intracellular calcium ion homeostasis. The transcript has 5 exons. Lineage: Eukaryota; Fungi; Ascomycota; Dothideomycetes; Pleosporales; Trematosphaeriaceae.
AUGGGGAAGAAGGAUCAACCCUCGCUCGAGGGCCAUGUAUCUGGACAAUCCAACAAGCCGCUGUCACGACCUGCUCAUGCGCUUCCGCCCACCAAAGUCCUCGACGAAUGUCAUGGCAAUGCCGAGGACGGCCUGUCCACGGCGGAGGCCCAGAAACGCCAAAUCGAGUAUGGUCCAAAUGAUAUAGGAGAAGGCGAAGGCGUCAAGCCCGGCAAGAUUCUGAUACGGCAGGUAGCCAAUGCAAUGACAGUGGUCCUUAUCCUUGCCAUGGCUGUUAGCUUUGGCAUCCAGUCCUGGAUUGAGGGCGGUGUAGUUGCCGUCAUCAUUAUGCUGAAUAUCGUCGUGGGCUUCAUGCAGGAAUACAACGCCGAGAAGACCAUGGACUCCUUGCGAUCUCUCAGUUCACCCACAGCUACUACGAUUCGAGACGGAAAAACACUGACAAUCCCGACCCCGGAAAUAGUAGUUGGCGACAUGGUCGAAAUGAAAACAGGAGACACGAUCCCUGCCGACGUUCGACUCAUCGAAGCAGUCAAUUUCGAGACCGACGAAGCACUUUUGACUGGAGAAUCUCUGCCUGUCUUGAAGGACGCCGAAGCCGUAUUCGAAGAUGAUACCGGACCUGGCGACCGUCUCAACGUUGCUUUCAGCUCCUCCACCGUGACCAAGGGCCGCGCACGCGGCAUCGUCUUCGCGACCGGAAUGUACACGGAGAUUGGAAGUAUCGCCAUGUCCCUCCGAAACAAAGGCUCUCGGAAGCGCCCAGUCAAGCGCAAGCCGGAUGGGUCUGCCAAGCCGCAUCGGUAUCUGCAGGCGUGGACCUUGACCUUCUCAGAUCUGGUCGGCAACUUCCUUGGAGUCAACGUGGGCACUCCGCUGCAAAAGAAGCUCUCGCGCCUCGCAGUGCUUCUCCUGGGUGUCGCAGUUGUUUGCGCUAUCAUCGUCCUCGCUGCCAACAGGUUCGUUAGUGACCAAGAGGUCAUCAUUUAUGCUGUAGCCACUGGCCUUAGUAUGAUUCCCGCCUCGCUCAUCGUGGUAUUGACCAUUACCAUGGCUGCGGGCACCAAGCGAAUGGUCGAAAGGAAUGUUAUCGUUCGUAACCUCAAGUCGCUUGAGGCGUUGGGUGGGGUUACAGACAUCUGCUCCGAUAAGACUGGUACGCUUACGCAGGGAAAGAUGGUUGCGAAACGAGCCUGGAUUCCCGCUAAAGGCACCUAUUCUGUGAGCCCCACGGAUUCUCCCUUCAAUCCGACCGUUGGUGAGCUCAGCUUUACGCCGAAGCCGCCAAGCCAGAUGGAUUUCAACCAGGAGGAAAAGGCUUCGCCUUAUGACGAGCUGCUGGACAACAACACACCUCUACUAGAUUAUUUGAAGGUUGCAUCUCUGGCCAACUUGGCGCACGUACAUGAAGGCCACGAGGGUUGGAAUGCGCGAGGAGACCCGACCGAAAUUGCCAUCCAAGUGUUCGCCUCCCGCUUCGACUGGAACCGACGGACCUACACCCAAGGCGAAAACCCGAAGUGGAAGCAGCUCGCUGAAUUUCCAUUCGACUCCGAUGUCAAGAAGAUGUCCGUCAUCUUCGAAGAGGCUGGCACAUCGCAGAAGCAUGUCUUCACCAAAGGCGCCGUGGAAAGAGUGAUCUACUCGUGCACCUCGCUCUUCAAGGAAGACACCAACGAGGCCGUCGAUAUGACCGAUGAAAUUCGAGAGGACAUCCUCAACAACAUGGAAUCUCUAGCAUCGCUUGGGCUCCGCGUCCUCGCGUUUGCCAGCAGGACUUGGGAGGGCAAGAUCACCAAAGGAGAAGAAAUUGACAGAAGUGAGAUUGAAGAGGGUCUUACCUUCCGAGGCCUCGUCGGUCUCUAUGACCCGCCCCGACCGGAGAGCGCGGCGUCGGUGCGCAAGUGCCAGAGGGCCGGCAUCCAGGUCCACAUGCUUACUGGUGAUCAUCCUGGAACCGCGAGAGCAAUUGCGGGUGAAGUCGGUAUUCUCCCUUCGAAUAUGUCUACCCUGCCCAAGGAGGUCACGGAUGCGAUGGUUAUGACGGCAUCAGAGUUUGAUAAGUUAAGCGAUGAGGAGGUCGAUAAUCUCCCCCUGCUUCCUCUCGUUAUCGCACGAUGCGCCCCGAACACCAAGGUUCGAAUGAUUGAGGCGCUGCACCGGAGAAAGGCUUUCGCUGCGAUGACUGGUGACGGUGUGAACGACAGUCCCUCCCUCAAGCGCUCCGAUGUGGGUAUCGGUAUGGGCACCGGCUCCGACGUCGCCAAGGACGCAGCCGACAUCGUCUUGACGGACGACAACUUCGCAUCGAUUCUAAACGCUAUCGAAGAGGGCCGCCGCAUGUUCGACAACAUUCAGAAGUUCAUUCUCCAUCUACUCGCAGAGAAUAUCGCGCAAGCAUGCACAUUGCUCAUUGGCCUGGUCUUCAAGGACUCUACUGGUAUUUCAGUCUUCCCGCUCUCGCCCGUCGAAGUCAUGUGGAUCAUCAUGGUGACCUCCGCAUUACCGGAUAUGGGCUUGGGAUUCGAAAUUGCGUCUCCGGAUAUCCUCCAGCGACCACCUCAAAGCCUUAAACGCGGCGUCUUCACUAUCGAAGUGAUGCUCGAUAUGCUGGUAUAUGGCCUCUGGAUUGCGGCACUGUGCCUCACGUCCUUCUCGCUCGUCAUGUACGCCUGGGGCAACGGCGACUUCGGGGUAAACUGCAAUGACUCUUACUCCGAGUCCUGCGAUACAGUGUUCCGCGCCCGCGCUACCUGCUUUGCAUGUCUUACCUGGUUCGCGCUGUUCCUGGCCUGGCAGAUGAUCGAUAUGCGACGCUCGUUCUUCCGCAUGCAGCCUGGCUCGAAGCGCUACUUCACGCAAUGGAUCCACGACGUCUGGCGCAACAAGUUCCUCUUCUGGUCGGUUAUGGCUGGUUUCGCCACCAUCUUCCCGACUCUGUACAUCCCAGUUAUCAACCACGUCGUAUUCAAGCACACGGGCAUCAGCUGGGAAUGGGGCGUUGUGUUCGUGGCUGCCGUACUGUUCUUCCUAGGCAUCGAGACCUGGAAGUGGGCGAAGAGGGUUUACUUCAGGAGGAAGGAGCACAAGAAUGGCGGAGUCGCUGCUAGGAAGGGCAGCAUUGAUAUCGAGAAGCAUGCCUUUGGAGGGUGGAUGGGCAGCAAUGGCGCUGCGAGUUCGGAUGGGGAGAAGGCAUGA